AACACCCCCAUCCUCUCCCAAAAGCCCGUACGGUUCACAUCUCGCCCAGCAUGAGUGUCCUACGACCCUUCCGCGCGACCGAUAUGUUCAAGUUUAACCACAUCAACCUUGACCUGUGGACAGAGACCUACGCCAUCAACUUCUACCUGGGCUACUUCUCCCGCUGGCCAGACAUGUGCGCGGUCCAGGAGACACCGCAGGGGCGUAUCAUGGGCUACGUAAUCGGCAAGGCCGAGGGCUCCGGUGCAGAGCGGCACGGGCACGUCACCGCGCUGAGCGUCGCGCCCGAGUACCGCCGGCUCGGGCUCUCGCGCAAGUUCAUGUCCUGGCUCGAGCAGGUGUCGGACGAGAACCAGCGCGGGCUCUUCGUCGACCUCUACGUGCGCUGCGUGAAUACCGCCGCGAUCACGAUGUACGAGGGCUUCGGGUACAGCGUGUACCGCCGCGUGAAGGAGUACUACAGCAAUCUCGGGCUCGGGCUCAAUCCAAGGGAUGAAGAGGACGGAUUUGAUAUGCGAAAACCGCUGUCGCGAGAUCCUAUGCGACGGUCUGUACGGGCGAACGGACGAGACAUCACCGUCAGUGCGCACGAAGUACCAUGAUGUAACAAAAUCUCGUCAGUCUCGCUGUAUAUAUCAGAUGCUCAUCUCAAACUUUGCGGAACAAUCAUUCCCGUCA
Trametes versicolor FP-101664 SS1 is the source of this 678-nucleotide messenger RNA. Its product is annotated as N-acetyltransferase. Gene Ontology annotation, biological process: N-terminal peptidyl-methionine acetylation. The transcript is spliced from 5 exons. Gene Ontology annotation, cellular component: NatB complex. The record is from RefSeq and is a predicted model, not a curated record. Gene Ontology annotation, molecular function: protein-N-terminal amino-acid acetyltransferase activity. Lineage: Eukaryota; Fungi; Basidiomycota; Agaricomycetes; Polyporales; Polyporaceae. Bases 51 to 602 code for a protein of 183 amino acids.